AAAUAUCAGCCGGGAAUUUCGAAAAGUCAGUUUUCGUCUCAUCAACGAUCAAUCAACAAAAUGGCCCGUACCAAGCAGACCGCACGUAAAUCUACUGGAGGAAAGGCUCCCCGCAAGCAGCUCGCCACCAAGGCUGCCCGCAAAUCCGCCCCAGCCACCGGCGGAGUCAAGAAGCCCCAUCGUUACAGGCCCGGAACCGUCGCUCUCCGUGAGAUCCGUCGCUACCAGAAGAGCACCGAGCUUCUCAUCCGCAAGCUCCCCUUCCAGCGUCUGGUCCGUGAAAUCGCUCAGGACUUCAAGACCGAGCUCCGCUUCCAGAGCUCCGCCGUCAUGGCUCUCCAGGAGGCUAGCGAAGCUUACUUGGUCGGUCUUUUCGAGGACACCAACCUUUGCGCCAUCCACGCCAAGCGUGUCACCAUCAUGCCAAAGGACAUCCAGCUUGCCCGCCGUAUCCGUGGCGAGCGUGCCUAAGUCGUUUUAACCUUGUUUGAACGCAAAACCGGCUCUUUUCAGAGCCACUAAUUUUACAAGAAAGACACAAUCUGAUUUUUAUUUUCAUAAGUAUUGAAGUAGGGGAGCAGCGUUGACUAAUUGUCUCAUUGCCAUUAUCAAAGAGAUAUCUGGUAUUCGGUUUUUAUUUAAUGUCGAUCAGUAAGAAAAGAAGGGGGCGAAAUUAUGAAGAUCACGUUCUGUGAUUUUCACGAUGGAAUUUUGUAAUAUAAUAAGAAAUGUUGAUUUUGCUCGCUCGCAAUUGGUAAAUUUCACGCGACACGUAAUAAAUCAAUCUAGCCCCCUAAAAAAUUCGGCUCAUCGCCAAUAACUAAGACAAUGGCACGGUGAGUGAUAAUAUCCCGGGCUGAUAUCUGCAUUAGUUUUUUUUUGGGGGGGGCA
Molecule: messenger RNA, 891 nt
Organism: Lytechinus variegatus (green sea urchin)
Lineage: Eukaryota; Metazoa; Echinodermata; Echinoidea; Temnopleuroida; Toxopneustidae
Product: histone H3, embryonic
Exons: 1
Coding region: 61-471 (136 amino acids)
Cellular component (GO): nucleosome
Molecular function (GO): structural constituent of chromatin; DNA binding; protein heterodimerization activity
Source: RefSeq, a predicted model, not a curated record